AGCCCGGCAUUGUGUCCAUCCUGGAACAGCUGACAGCGCUGGGGUCAGACAGCUGGUGGGGCUGGUCUGGCUGGCCUGGCUGGGGAGGGAGUGUGGGCUGUCACAUGAGACCCAGAGGCUGCAUCCCUGUAUCCCAGUCCGGAGGAGCUGCAGUCCCACCCCUGUCACCGCAGAGAGCUGUGACACCAUGCACGGGGGCCAGAGGCCGCUGCUUCUUCUGCCACUGUUGGCUGUCUGCCUGGGAGCCCAGGGCCGGAGCCAGGAGGAGCGUCUGCUCGGGGACCUGAUGCACAGCUACGCCCCCCACCUGAGGCCUGCCAAGCACGAUUCAGACGUGGUCAACGUCAGCCUGAAGCUCACCCUCACCAACCUCAUCUCCCUGAAUGAGCGAGAGGAGGCCCUCACCACCAACGUCUGGAUAGAAAUGCAGUGGUGUGACUACCGCCUGCGCUGGGACCCACGUGACUACGACGGCCUGUGGGUGCUGCGGGUGCCGUCCACCAUGGUGUGGCGGCCGGACGUCGUGCUGGAGAACAACGUGGACGGCGUAUUCGAGGUGGCCCUCUACUGCAACGUGCUCGUGUCUCCCGACGGCUGCGUGUACUGGCUGCCGCCCGCCAUCUUCCGCUCCUCCUGCCCCGUCUCCGUCACCUACUUCCCCUUCGACUGGCAGAACUGCUCCCUCGUCUUCCAGUCCCAGACCUACAGCACCAACGAGAUCAAUCUGCAGCUGAGCCAGGAAGAUGGUCAGACCAUCGAGUGGAUUUUCAUAGACCCCGAGGCCUUCACAGAAAAUGGAGAGUGGGCCAUCCGGCACCGGCCGGCCAAGAUGCUGCUGGAUGAGGCGGCACCAGCCGAGGAGGCCGGCCACCAGAAGGUCGUCUUCUACCUGCUCAUCCAGCGCAAGCCCCUCUUCUACGUCAUCAACAUCAUCGCGCCCUGUGUACUCAUCUCCUCUGUGGCCAUCCUCAUCUACUUCCUUCCUGCCAAGGCGGGUGGUCAGAAGUGUACCGUCGCCAUCAACGUGCUCCUGGCCCAGACCGUCUUCCUCUUCCUUGUGGCCAAGAAGGUGCCCGAGACCUCCCAGGCAGUGCCACUCAUCAGCAAGUACCUCACCUUCCUCCUGGUGGUGACCAUCCUGAUUGUUGUGAAUGCCGUGGUCGUGCUCAACGUGUCUUUGCGGUCCCCCCACACACACCCCAUGGCUCGAGGGGUCCGCAAGGUGUUCCUGCGGCUCUUGCCCCAGCUGCUGCGGAUGCAUGUUUGCCCGCUGGCCCCAGCGGCUGUGCAGGACGCCCGGCCCCGCCUACAGAAUGGCUCCUCCACGGGGUGGUCCAUCACAGCCGGGGAGGAGGUGGCCCUCCGCCUGCCCCGCAGUGAACUCCUCUUCCGGCAGCACCAGCGCGAUGGGCUAGUAAGGGCAGCGCUGGAGAAGCUAGAGAAGGGCCCGGAGUCAGGGCAGAGCCAGGAGUGGUGUGGCAGCCUGAAGCAGGCCGCCCCAGCCAUCCAGGCCUGUGUGGAAGCCUGCAACCUCAUUGCCUGCGCCCGGUACCAGCAGAGUCACUUUGACAGUGGGAACAAGGAGUGGUUCCUGGUGGGCCGAGUGCUAGACCGCGUCUGCUUCCUGGUCAUGCUCUCGCUCUUUGUCUGUGGCACUGCUGGAAUCUUCCUCAUGGCCCACUACAACAGGAUGCCUGCCCUGCCAUUCCCUGGAGACCCCCGCUCCUACCUGCCCUCGUCCGACUGAGCCAACCAAUUGCUGCUAGCCAUGUGGAGUCUUAUCAGCUGUGUUCUGCCGCUGAGGUCAUGAGUAUGCUCUUUGGGACGCACGCUUCAGGGCCAUGUG
This is a messenger RNA of Physeter macrocephalus (sperm whale), 1846 nucleotides long. RefSeq names its product cholinergic receptor nicotinic gamma subunit (gene CHRNG). Gene Ontology annotation, cellular component: neuron projection; synapse; plasma membrane. The transcript has 12 exons. Gene Ontology annotation, biological process: signal transduction; nervous system process; monoatomic ion transmembrane transport. The record is from RefSeq and is a predicted model, not a curated record. Gene Ontology annotation, molecular function: transmembrane signaling receptor activity; acetylcholine-gated monoatomic cation-selective channel activity. NCBI's taxonomy places the organism in Eukaryota, Metazoa, Chordata, Mammalia, Artiodactyla, Physeteridae. The coding region runs from base 188 to 1747 and encodes 519 amino acids.